Molecule: messenger RNA, 4665 nt
Organism: Trematomus bernacchii (emerald rockcod)
Lineage: Eukaryota; Metazoa; Chordata; Actinopteri; Perciformes; Nototheniidae
Product: semaphorin-5B-like
Exons: 23
Coding region: 162-3440 (1092 amino acids)
Biological process (GO): semaphorin-plexin signaling pathway; axon guidance; negative regulation of axon extension involved in axon guidance
Molecular function (GO): chemorepellent activity; semaphorin receptor binding
Source: RefSeq, a predicted model, not a curated record
AUACCGUGAACCUGCACCAUCUCCGUCUGAAACCCGACAACUUAACCAGCUGCAGGACACAAUGCACCAAAAGUGAAAGGAUCUGCUGCUUUGGAUCAGUUUGGUGAUGGUGAACAAGUGUUUCCUGAGGACCUGAAAGAAGACUGGAUGUGGUUGUAGCUAUGGGUGAGUCAGGGUGGGGGGUGCGGUCCCUCUCCCCCUGUGGCCUGCUGCUGGUCGUCUGUGCGUCCGUCUGUCUGUCCCAGCAGCCCAACAUGAAGCCAGCAGAGUGCAGCAGGAAGGAGCAUCCUGUCGUCUCUCACCAAGCGCUGAGGCCGUGGAUGUUCGAGUUCUCCCAUCCAGGAGUGAAGGAUUACUCCCAGCUGGCUGUGGACCUGAGCAGGAACCAGCUGAUUGUGGGAGCCAGAAACUUCCUCUUCACACUGAGUUUGAGCAACGUCUCGCUCAUACAGGCGACAGAAUGGGCACCGGAUGAAGACACAAAGCGCUCAUGUCAGAGCAAAGGGAAAUCAGAGGAGGAGUGUCAGAACUACGUCCGGGUUUUGUUGAUCAGCGGGAUGACGCUCUUCACUUGCGGCACUAAUGCUUUCACCCCCGUCUGCAUGACCAGGCAGGUGGGUAACGUCAGUGUGGUUUUGGACACGGUGAACGGUGUUGCCCGGUGUCCGUACGACCCGCGGCACAACUCCACCGCCAUGGUGACGGAGCGAGGCGAGCUGUACGCCGCCACGGUGAUCGACUUCUCGGGACGCGACCCCGUCAUCUACAGGAGCCUCGGGAACAUGCCGCCUCUACGCAGCGCUCAGUACAACUCCAAAUGGCUCAACGAGCCUCACUUCGUGUCGGUUUAUGAGAUCGGUCGGUUCACCUAUUUCUUCUUGAGAGAAACAGCGGUGGAGAACGACUGUGGGAAGGUCGUGUUUUCUCGCGUGGCUCGGGUCUGUAAGAACGACAUGGGGGGUCGUUUCCUGUUAGAGGACACGUGGACCACCUUCAUGAAAGCCCGACUCAACUGCUCUCGCUCUGGAGAAAUCCCGUUUUACUACAACGAGCUGCAGAGCACCUUCUACCUCCCAGAGCAGGACCUGAUCUACGGCAUCUUCACCACCAAUGUGAACAGCAUAUCAGCUUCUGCCGUCUGCGCCUUCAACCUGAGCGCCGUCACUCAGGCCUUCAACGGGCCGUUUCGUUACCAGGAGAACCCCCGCACCGCCUGGCUCUCAACCCCAAACCCCAUACCCAACUUUCAGUGUGGGACGCUGGAGGAGGGCGGCCCGGGGGGGAACCUGACGGAGCGCAGCCUGCAGGACGCCCAGCGGCUCUACCUCAUGAACGACGUGGUGCAGCCGCUCACCGUCAACCCUCUGCUCACUCAGGACAACCUGCGCCUCUCCAAGCUGGUGGUGGACAUCGUGCAGGGCCGAGAAACCCUCUACCACGUCAUGUACAUCGGAACAGAAUACGGCACCAUCCUGAAGACUCUCUCCACAUCCAAUAAAAGUCUCCAAGGCUGCUACCUGGAGGAACUCAGGCUCCUCCCCCCGGGGAAGAUCGGACCAAUCAAGAGCCUGCAAAUCCUCCACAGUGACAGAUCUCUGAUUGUUGGGCUGGACGACAGACUGGUGAAGAUCCCGUUAGAGCGCUGCUCCAGCUAUCCAAGUGAAGUACACUGCUUGGAAGCUCGGGACCCGUACUGCGGCUGGGAUCUCAAACAGACACGCUGCACCACCAUCGAGGGGAGCUCCAACAUGAACCAGUGGACCCAAAACAUCACCCAGUGCCCAGUGAGGAACCUGACCCAGGAUGGAGGUUUUGGUACGUGGGCGCCGUGGCAGCCUUGUAACCACGAUGAUGGCGAGGGAUCCGUCAGCAGCUGUGUGUGUCGGUCUCGCUCGUGUGACGGACCUUUGGCCCGGUGUGGCGGCGUCGAGUGUAAAGGACCGACCAUCCAGGUGGCAAACUGCUCCAGGAAUGGCGGCUGGACCCCCUGGUCCUCGUGGGGUCAGUGCAGCAGCAGCUGUGGGAUCGGGUUUGAAGUGAGGCAGCGCUCCUGCAACAACCCCUCGCCUCGACACGAGGGGCGAGUGUGUGUGGGCCAGGGGCGAGAGGAGAGGCUGUGCAAUGAGAAGAAGCCGUGUCCCCUGCCGGUGUCGUGGACGGCGUGGGGCCCCUGGGCUCACUGCAGCGCUGAGUGUGGAGGGGGGGUCCACUCCAGAACCAGAACCUGUGAGAACGGCAACAGCUGUCCUGGAUGUUCAAUGGAGUAUAAGGCCUGUAACCUGGAGGCGUGUCCUGAGGUGCGGCGUAACACCCCCUGGACCCCCUGGAUGCCGGUGAACGUGAGUCAGGACGGGGCGCGGCAGGAGCAGAGGUUCAGGUACACCUGCCGCGCGCUGCUGCCCGACCCCCAGCAGCUGCAGCUGGGCAAGAAGAAGCUGGAGACCCGGUUCUGCCCCAACGACGGGUCCGGAGCCUGCCAGACCGACUCUCUGGUUGAAGACUUGGUGAAGACUAGCGGGCGAACUCCAUCUCAGCCCCAAGGUGUGCGCUGGGGAUUGUGGGAAACGUGGUCCAGCUGUUCUCAGCCGUGUUCCAGAGGCUUUAGGACCCGGAAACGAAGCUGCUCCACAUCAGAGGGCCGGACCAACCCCAGCGCCUGCGUGGGAUCACCUGUGGAGUAUCAGGACUGUAACGCUGAGCCCUGCCCAGUGAGUGGGUCCUGGUCCUGCUGGUCGUCCUGGUCCCAGUGCUCGGCCAGCUGUGGGGGGGGGCACUACCAGCGGACUCGGACCUGCAGCAACCCCCCCCCUGCCAGCGGAGGAGACAUCUGCAUCGGCCUGCACACUGAAGAGGCGCUCUGCAACACACACACCUGUGAAGAUUGGGGUGAGUGGACGGUUUGGGGGGACUGUGAUGACGAGGGUCUGCAGCAUCGCACCCGUCAUUGUGGGGAGGACCAGGGGCUCGAGGGCGGUCUCUGCCAGGGGAACAUCACCCAGGCCCGGCCCUGCCAGCCUCACGAAGUCCCCGUUAUUCUACCUGGGCAGGAGGAGCAGAGCUGUGGAACCUUCACUUUGUUCCAGUUAGUCGCCGUGGGCUCAGCCAGUUUCUUUGCGGCGGCGUUGCUCUCGGCUCUGGCCUACAGCUACUGCUACCAACUGAACCGAGCGUCCGCAGAGUCCGCCGUCAUCCACCCCAGCACCCCCAACCACCUGACCUACAACAAGCAGGGCAACGCCACGCCAAAGAACGAGAAGUACAUCCCCAUGGAGUUCAAGACGUUAAACAAGAACAAUCUCCACGUGAACGACGAGACGUGCAACCACUUCCCCUCCCCGCUGCCCGCCAGCAACAUGUUCGCCACCACCUACUACCCCCCCAGCCUGGGCAAGUACGACUUCCACCCAGACUCGCCCUGCAGGACCUACCUGCACAGCUGAGAGGAGGCUCUGAACACAAAGCACCCCUCUUUCACUCUCACAAGACCCCACCAUGAAGUGUUUCCUCACUCAUAGAAAUACGAGUUGCUACUGUACAGCAUGCAAAGAAAAUAAGGUUUGGAGCAUACACCAUUUAAACCAAUUACACUUUUUGUCCCUUUCUUCCUAAACUCUAGCUACCAAUGUGGAGGAAAUCCUUGAAAGCCAUUCAAAGGUUUGGUCACAUGAGACACAAUCCUCAUAAGUUGCUGCUCGUAGUUUAAUAUUCUUCAAAAAGGGUGUUAAAUCACAGUAUAAAGAAUAGUACAUUCUGCAGGACUCGACCUAAAUGCAUAGCAAAUGUGACCGCACCUUGAGUGUCCUUUUAAGUUUUCCGCAUUCUUCAAAUACACUCACAAAGUCUCCGGUUGCCAUGAAAGCUGGCGGGCUUUUUGUUCUUGCCUAUUCUUCAAAAUAAUUGUGGAUAAUGAAACCAACACUCACAGAACUUUCCCUUACUUCACCACCUUGUUUGUGCUCAGUGUGAAGGAUCCAGACUUCCUGAACGAUGUUUUUAUCUGGAUGUUCACCGGACUGAGAGGAGACCCAUCUGCUAGUUUGGGGAUUUUCCCUUUCCCUCAUGUUCAGCAGGUGGGUUCAGAGGACUCAGUAAUAAUGUAGAAUAUUUACCCUGGACACAUAAGACUGAUAUCUGUGAUGAAAACCAGAGAACUGAAAUGAUUUGUUGUGAGAAACAUCACCAUUCUUCAUCCAACGCAGUGUGAAGAAGCAAAGAAAUUACUUUUUUUUUGCUUUAAUGUUCAUAUUUAGCAGAAACAGCAACGGAAAAGACACUGAAGAAGACAUUUCUGACACUGCUCACUAACGUAUGUGCUGUACAUUGUAAAAAAUGAUGUGUUGACUUUUCUGUUAAUUAUUUUCCGUAUGUUCACAGAUGUCACUGUAUCAUAUUUGAUCGAUUUUGGGGCAUUUUCUGUCGGUCACAUUCAUAUUUCCGGGACAUGGCAAACAGAAUUGUCUUAGAUAGAAUAGAAACACUUUAUCAAGUACAUUUGUUUACAUCAAAUGUCUAUUCUCCAUAUAUGUUAAAUAUAUUUUGCACACUUGACGACAUAAAUACUUUCAGGAAACUUCUUGGAAAUUAUUCUGACUCUUAAAGGUGGGGUAGGUAAUUUUGGAGAAACCAGCUCGAGUGCGCUAGAAUUUGAAAAUACACAGCCGGAAA